AUGGCCUCGUACAGUGACAGACUGCCCGCUGGCGUAUCAUCGAGGUCCAUCGCAGUCGCAGACCUUGACCUGCACGUACUUGAAGCCGGAGACACAUCUCGACCCCUCAUUGUCCUGCUGCACGGCUUCCCGGAGCUCGCCUUCUCCUGGCGCAAGGUGAUCGUGCCCAUCGCGCAGCUAGGCUAUCGUGUCGUUGUCCCCGAUCAACGAGGCUUUGGCCGCACUCGGAGUCGUUCCAGCGCGAAUGAGCCCAUUCGCUAUGAGGACGACCUCCGUCCUUACCGUGUACUGAAUGUCGUUAGAGAUGCCGUCGCUCUCGUAUACGCGCUGGGCUAUCGCACAGUCGCUGCCGUGAUAGGACACGACCUUGGAUCGCGCAUCGCCGCGUACUGUACGCUCAUCCGUCCAGACAUCUUCCAGUCCGUCAUCAUGAUGUCCGCGCCGUUCGAUGGCCCGCCGUCUCUCCCCUUCGACGUCGAGCGGACGCAAAGCGCCCCGCCACCGAACAUCUUCAGCGCAGAGAUCAAAGCCGCUCUCGCCGCGCUGGAUCCUCCUCGAAAGCACUACGUCCCGUACCUCGCCAGCCCGCAGGCGAACUCAGACAUGAUGAACACCCCCCAGGGCCUCCACGCCUUCCUCCGUGCGUUCUUCCACACGAAGAGCGCCGACUGGCCCCACAACGAUCCUCACCCCCUCGCACCUCUCAGUCUGUCUGAGCUGGCACAGUUACCUCCUUAUUACAUGAUGCCGCUCGCCGCGACCAUGCCCGAGGCCGUGGCGCCGCAUGCGCCUUCGCGCGAAGAGGUCGAACACAACCAGUGGUUAUCAAACGGCGACCUCGCUGUGUAUGUCGCGGAGUAUGGUCGCACGGGAUUCCAGGGCGGGCUGAACUGGUAUCGCGGCGCCCAGCCCGAGCUAUACGAGGAGUUGGCCGUCUUCGAGGGGAGAAAGAUUGAGUGCCCAGCGAUGUUUCUAUCGGGCAGGAAGGACUGGGGCGUGUUCCAAGCCCCUGGUGCAUUGCAGAGGAUGAAGAACGACGCCUGUGCGCGAUUGGAAGACGAGGACAUUGUUCUUGUUGACGGAGCGGGACACUGGGUGCAGCAGGAGCAGCCCGAGGAACUCGUCAAACAUGUUGAGCGGUUCCUGGAGAAGGUAACGCCGUGA
Molecule: messenger RNA, 1164 nt
Organism: Fomitopsis serialis
Lineage: Eukaryota; Fungi; Basidiomycota; Agaricomycetes; Polyporales; Fomitopsidaceae
Product: Alpha/Beta hydrolase protein
Exons: 2
Coding region: 1-1164 (387 amino acids)
Molecular function (GO): hydrolase activity
Source: RefSeq, a predicted model, not a curated record